Chenopodium quinoa (quinoa) is the source of this 1509-nucleotide messenger RNA. Its product is annotated as deacetoxyvindoline 4-hydroxylase-like. NCBI's taxonomy places the organism in Eukaryota, Viridiplantae, Streptophyta, Magnoliopsida, Caryophyllales, Amaranthaceae. The coding region runs from base 88 to 1203 and encodes 371 amino acids. The transcript has 3 exons. The record is from RefSeq and is a predicted model, not a curated record.
UAUUAGCUAAUACAUAACGCACUAACUCCUAAUAAGUCCAAAAAACAAUUUCCGAUCCAUUUCAUACUGUAAAGCUUGAAAGAUUCAAUGAGCAACUACCCAUUCAUGAAUGAAACACAAAGUAGUUAUGAUCGAAUUAACAAUCUCAAGGCAUUUGAUGAAGAAAAAACAGGGGUAAAGGGGUUGGUAGAUGGAGGAGUUGAAAAAGUUCCUAGCAUAUUUGUUAGACCACUCGAGGAUCGCUCUAAGGAUUUGGGUACUAAUGCUGAAAAUAUAGGUGUACCCGUCAUAGAUUUUGCUCAUGUUGGUGAAAGUGAUGGUCAAAUUGAUAAGGUCGUAAACGAAAUCAUUUCAGCAUCUAAAAAAUGGGGAUUUUUUCAAGUGAUAAAUCAUGAAAUUCCCUUGGAAUUGUUGGAAAAAAUGAUUGAAGGAGCUCGAAUGUUUCAUGAACAAGAUGAUGAGGCUAAGAAGCAAAUUUAUAGUCGUGAUUUUUUCUCGAAAAAGGCCUCUUUUCUUUCCAACCAUGACUUGUAUAAAUCAAAGGCUGCUAACUGGAGGGAUACUUUCUAUUUCAAUGCUCUGACCGGUGAAGUUGAUCCUCAAGAGUUACCUCCAAUAUGCAAGGAUGUGACACUAGAGUAUGUCGACCAUAUGGUCAAAUUUGUUAACAACAUACUUCAGUUGUUAUCAAUGGGUCUUGGACUUAAACCAAAGCAUCUUGAAGAACUCGAUAUCAGCAAAGGAUGGUCCUUAGGUUGCCACUACUACCCGGCUUGUCCAGAGCCACAAUUGACCUUGGGAACUAAUGGACAUGCUGAUAUCACAUUCCUCACAGUACUUUUACAAGAUCAAGUGGGGGGUCUCCAAGUUCUUCAUGAAAACCAAUGGGUUAAUGUUGAACCUAUUACUGGUGCCUUGAUUGUUAACAUUGGAGAUGCACUUCAGAUUGUAUCUAAUGGCCGAUUAAAGAGUGUCUACCACAGAUCAACUGUGAACAGCGUUGGACCAAGAAUUUCUGUUCCAUUUUUUGUCCAAGGCUUUUUCUCGUCUAAGAAAAUAUAUGGUCCAAUCAAGGAGCUAACAUCAGAAGAAAACCCACCUAUUUACCGUGAAUUCUCAACUGAGGAGAACCUCACACACUUCUUCUCCAAAUCCCUUGAUGAGAUCGGAAUUGAUCAUUUCAAGCUACAUUCAUUGUCCUGAAGAUGUAGGGUUAAUUUGAUCAGAGAUGGUAUUACAACCACAACUUACAACAAUAUUGUUAUGAAUACCAUCAUAAUUUGUACUUGUUAAAGAGCUAUAUGUAGCAAUCAAAAUUCGCAUUAUAAUCGUUAUUUUAAGUUGUGAUUUCUAAGGGCCAAAUGUUUGGGAAGACAUUUAUAUAGAAAAUAAAGGCUCUUAUGAUAAACUAUUAGCCAUUAUUUUACUUGGUGUGAUGCUUUAUCAAUGUACUCCGUAAUAUUUUCUAUUUGAUGAUUUCAGCUAUACUUAAUUAGUUGAUUAAGGAAA